GUAGGAAAUAUUACUAUCCUGUAGAGAACUACAACUCCCAGAGUUAAACUCUGACUGGCUUUAUUAUACCGUUCAUGGCGUCUGGUCGAGGGCUAAAGACAGGUCGCCUUCUGACAAACAGAUAGGCCAUUGAAUUUAACGGUUUUGUUUUGAAAGUCUUCGCGUGGCACAAUGGAGGUGGAGAGUGUCAAAGUGGAGGAUGAGAGGCGUUUGACCCAGCUGAGGUUUGAGGCCGCCGUGAAAGUGAUCAAGAGCUUACCCCCGGAUGGUCCCUUUCAGCCAUCCAAUGACAUGAUGCUCAAGUUCUACAGUUAUUAUAAACAAGCAACGGUGGGAGCGUGCAAUAUACCACGACCUGGCUUCUGGGAUGCAGUUGGUAAAGCAAAAUGGGAUGCAUGGGAUUCUCUUGGAAAUAUGUCAAAAGAAGAAGCAAUGACCGCCUAUGUUGAUGAAAUGAAAUUGAUCCUGGAGGGCAUGCCCAUGACGGACGAGGUGGAGGAGCUCUUGCGCGUCCUUGGUCCGUUCUAUGAGCUGGUUGACGAGAAGAAAAAGAUCACGCAGAUUUCAGACCUGAGCACAGGGUUUGGCACGAUGUUGAACUCAGUGCAAUCGAAGAGUGUCGCAAAAAGCAUUGUCAGAACCAUGGAAAUGAAUGGCACUCUGGAGAUUCGGCCCACCAGGCUUAAGUCAAAGGAAGUGAAGAAACAGGCGGAGGAAGAAACACAAGAGGAAGAUGAGGAAGAUGACGAGGAGGAGGAGGAGGAGGAAGAAGAGGAGGAAGAAACGAUCAGAAAAGACAAGAAAUCAACAGCUUCUCAGCCAAAGAAGAAGGGUUCAGCCAGGAGACCCAAAGUGCCCCUAUCAAAUGGUAAAUUGGCAAACGGAGUCACCCAUCUGACCAACGGGAGUCACUCCAAAGUUGCACUGAACGGUGACGACUCCAAAGAGGGUUCAGUCAGCGAACUCCUGCUCAACGGCCACCACACCGAUCCCAGUGCCAACAUGUCUGGUCCCAAUCACCUGGCCAGUGACUCAGACAGUGAAGUCUACUGUGAUUCUGUAGACCAGUUUGGCCAGGAAGAGAGCCCAGAGCAUAACCACUCUCUGGGUGACCUGGAAGAAGAGGAGAACCAUGUGCUGCAGACUCUAGAGGCAACACAGGAGAUUCAGGAGGACAUUCAAGGUCCACUCAAAGUCAUCAGGUGCGGAGGAGAGGAUGGAGAGACCAGUGGGACAAUGUCGCAGAGACAGAGGCUGAAUACAGACAUGCCAGACAGCUCCUUGGUCAGAAGAGGACAAGGCUCCAGGUCCCCAGGCCGCAGCUCUGGUGCUCCAGUACCCAUGCACAGCGGCGGAGACGGGGACGGGGGCCACUGGGGAGGAACAGGAACACCCGGAGGGAGUCUCAAUGAGCAGAUUGUUGUGGCAUUGGCCAGACUGCAGGAGGACAUGCAGAGCGUCCUGGAGAGACUGCACACCCUGGAGGCUCUAACUGCUAGUCAGGCAAGAUCAAUGGCUCUGUCUCCAACUUAUCCAUCACCCCCAGUGAAUAAGAAGAGUCAGAAGCCAUCCUGGUGGCCUUUUGACAUUUCUCCAACCAGUUUGGCCUUCGCUGUGAUAUGGCCAUUUGUGGUACAGUGGCUUAUCCGUCUAUACCUGCAGAGGAGGAGAAGACGAAUCAACUGAACACGCUUACAUCCAAAACACCCACGGGCACAGACGAUAACGAGUCCUCUAAAUGUCUUUGGCUGGGUUGCUAAUGGCUGUAACCCCCCCCUGCUUUGACCCACAGCCCAGUAAUCUGCUUUUGCACUAUGAAGAAGGCACCUAGGGUUAAGAGCGAGAGGAAGAUUAUUUCUCAAGUGUGUUGCACUGUGGAUGUGGAAUCAAAAAAGAAACAUGAAUGUAUGUAUGGGCUCGCAGCCUGUGAUUAUACAAACCUUUCAAGAUGACACCACUGUACUAAUCUUUUUUUCUCUGUAAGAAAUGGUUUGUGUUGAGAGGGGUGAACUUACAGUUGGGAUAUUGUCAAUGUGUUUAUAGACCAACUACAGACGCUUCUCAAAUUAUUUCCAUAACUAAGGCUUUGUUGCACAGAAAAAUGGGCCUGAUAUUUUGUUGUUUUAAGCAUAAAGCUUGAUGUGGUUAUAAAUUUUCACAAUUCACUUUCAUUAGUUGCCCAGGCAAUGCUGCUAUAAUGAAAUAUUGUAAUAACUGUAGUGUAGAAAGGAGGAUUGAAUGUAAUGAUAUAUUGAUAUGUGAGAUUCUUUUUAAUUGUGAGAAUAAGUUAAUAUUUAUUGCUUUUAGCGACAGUUACAAAGAAGGCAUUGCUGGCCAGAUUUGAGCUGUAUAAGUGAGGUCUAUGUUCAAAGUGACAGCUAAAUGUUUAUAGGUUAGACAAGGUUCUCGAUGUGUUCUCAUCACCUGUCCUACAGCAUAUCAGCCUGUGCUUUACAUCAAAGUGGUCUGAUUGAGCCUCCACUUAAUUGUUUCCAAAUAGAAAAAGUGCCUCAACAUCAUAGGUACACUCAUAGGUGGCAUUAUGAUUUCAUACUUUCACAUAUUGUAGCAUUUACUGUUAUAGUACUGGACCAAAUGAACAUUAAUCCUACUACCUGGUGAGCCAUGAGGUGGUGAGAGUAUCCAUCUGACAGCUUCAUUUUCCACUCAGCUAUCUGAUUAUUAUUCAUGCCUAGCACUUGUCGCCGUCUGUGUUGUUUACGCUGUCAUGUUUUCUCUGUUGUAUAAUUUAAAUGUGUGAUGUAUUAUGUUUGUAUGAAUAUUGUGGAAAGAUUUUGUCUGAGUGACGGUAAUCAUGAGUUGUUUGCAAAGCAGUGAGAUAUAUACAAAUUGUAUACAGUAGCUGUACAGUUCAGAUGAUUAAAAUGCAAUAUUUUAAUUGCAUUCCCAUGUAUUAUUAAUAUAGAAUACUAUAUCAUAUUUACAAUGGUUUGCAUCUGCAAUAGCACCAAUCUUUCCAGAGCCAUUAUGUUUUAAUAAAAAAGUAAUAGUUUACCUUUCUACUGAAAUGUACUAAGGCUUUCUCACCCUCUCUGCCUGUGGAUAGAGUGGUGUUUGCAUGUGAUAAUCUAAGCCUAAAAUAAAAUUUUCAUAAAGCA
Molecule: messenger RNA, 3119 nt
Organism: Lates calcarifer (barramundi perch)
Lineage: Eukaryota; Metazoa; Chordata; Actinopteri; Centropomidae
Gene: acbd5a
Product: acyl-CoA binding domain containing 5a
Exons: 13
Coding region: 172-1686 (504 amino acids)
Biological process (GO): autophagy of peroxisome; fatty acid metabolic process
Cellular component (GO): peroxisome
Molecular function (GO): fatty-acyl-CoA binding
Source: RefSeq, a predicted model, not a curated record